Macrosiphum euphorbiae (potato aphid) is the source of this 990-nucleotide messenger RNA. The record is from the annotation of a GenBank genome assembly. Lineage: Eukaryota; Metazoa; Arthropoda; Insecta; Hemiptera; Aphididae.
AUGCAGAAAAAAAAUAAAAAAACGUCAUCUCAGGAAACAAAUAAUAUUCCACCAUGUUUUAUAGGUUUUGUUUGGACAAAUAAUGCCGUUUUACAAUUGUAUGAAUCAAAAAAAAAUGAAAUGGGACAAUUCUUCUUGAGCACUAAUCGGCUUUGUCAGGAUGCUUUUGAAAAUUUAUUUUCUAUUUUUAGGCAAAAAUGCGGCUAUAACAAAAAUCCCACCUGCAGGACCUUUAGAUGUGGAUUUUCAAGUAUAUGUUCAUUUAGCUUAUUAAACUGUACUUCAGAAAAGUCUAAUUGCGAGGAAGAUAAUGAUACAUUUUUAACACCGAAUAUAUUAUCAAAUACACCUUCUCCAUCGGUGGAAUUAGAAUUUUUAGAUACAGUUGAUGAAAAUAAAUCAACAGAAGUUGAUUUAGUCAAAGAAAUUGAGGUAGAUGAAGACAGUGAAAUAUAUGAUUUGGAUUUGGAGUAUGAACGUAAUAAUGAGGGUGGUAGAUUAGAAGAAUGUGCCGUUAUUUAUUAUGCAGGAUAUUUAGUAAUGAAGUGUUUGAAAAAAUUUGACUGUGAAAAGUGUCACACAACAUUAUUACACCCUGACAAAAUAUUGAAUGACAAUAAUCAACUUUUGUUAGUUCAUAAAACAUACAAUGUAAACUUUGAUAUUGAUAAAGGAUUAAAAGUACCAUCAAAACAGUUAGAAUUAUUCACUAAAAUAUUUCUAGAUACAUUUAAGACCAAAUUUCCUAUUGUUAAAAGUCACAGUAAUCUAUUGAGCAAAUUAAUUGAUUUUGCAACCACAAAUAUGACACGCUGCUCCAAUAUCAACAUCCAAGAUGAAUGUUCAACACAUUAUAAAUAUAUAAUUAAAUUGUUAUUUGUAGUAAGAAUUCACAAAGAAUGUAAAUGGACAAGAAAUAACAAUAGAACCUUCAUAUAUAAUGGUACAAAUAAGCCAAAUGCUGAACUCAGGAAUAUUCAGAACUUAUAA